AUAUUAUGUAUUUUAUUUUUAAUGAGCUUAUGGUCUUGGUUCUAUACACAGUUACAAAAUAGAGAAAAACACGGGCGACUUAGAAUUGGAGAUCGGAAUAAUAAUUAGGCUUGAACGUUCGGGUAUGUUCGAGUUCAAAUCGUAUAUUUGAGAUUUUCAUAUUUUUGGAUUUAGAUCGGAUAUAAGACCAUUUCGGGUAUUUUAAAAUUUUGGAUACGGGUUCAGAUCGGAUUUUUCGAAUCGGAUCUUCGGAAGUUUACCACCAAAAACAAGUGAUUCACUGCCUAGAUCUAGUCUCUAGAUUGAAUCCGGAAGUUUAUCACCGGAAACAAGCGAUUCACUGCCUAGAUCUAGUCUCUAGAUUGGAUCCGGAAAUUUACCACCUAAAACAAGCAAUUCACUGCUAGCACCGUCGAUCACAAGCGCGGCCACUUUCCGAGGUCGAACUCGUUUAUCAAGGAUCUGGAUAUGUUACCAAAACAAGGUCGCUUUAUUCAGAUCUGAAGAAACAAGAAGAAGAAACAUAGUUCAACUGUUAAAGUCUCUGUUUCAAAUAUGUCUUCUUCAACAACAACAGAUUCUGCAGAGUUGCAAAAUCUGAUCCAACGGUUUCAAAAUUACAACAAACCUCAUCUUCUCCCACAUUUUCCUGCAAAAUCUUCAGCUGUCUUAGUUUGUCUAUACCAAGAACAAAGAGAAGACAAAGACGAGCUACGCGUAAUCUUAACCAAACGCUCCUCUACUCUCUCUUCUCAUCCUGGGGAAGUAGCAUUGCCUGGAGGAAAAAGAGACGAAGAAGAUUCAGAUGAUAUAGCUACUGCCUUGAGAGAAGCUCGUGAAGAAAUCGGUCUAGAUCCUUCUCUUGUUACAAUCAUUUCUGUUCUUGAACCAUUUGUUAACAAGAAGGGAAUGUCUGUUGUACCAGUUAUAGGAUUUCUACUCGAUAAGAAAGCGUUUAGACCAAUACCAAAUCCAGCUGAAGUAGAAGAAAUCUUCGAUGUUCCGUUAGAGAUGUUCCUCAAGGAUAAGAACAGGCGAGCGGAGAAACGAGAGUAUGAAGGACAUAAAUAUCUUCUUCAGUACUUUGAUUACUAUUCCGAAGAUAAAGAAAUAAGCUUUAUCAUAUGGGCACUCACUGCUGGUAUUCUCAUCAGAGUUGCCUCCAUUGUUUAUCAGAGAUUACCAGAGUUUCAAGAACGUAAGCCAAGAUUCUGGAAUCAGCCCAAUUGAUUCUUGAAAAAAAAAAACAAAACUUUUCAUG
Molecule: messenger RNA, 1261 nt
Organism: Camelina sativa (false flax)
Lineage: Eukaryota; Viridiplantae; Streptophyta; Magnoliopsida; Brassicales; Brassicaceae
Source: RefSeq, a predicted model, not a curated record